This is a messenger RNA of Lagenorhynchus albirostris (white-beaked dolphin), 1446 nucleotides long. RefSeq names its product hyaluronidase 4 (gene HYAL4). Lineage: Eukaryota; Metazoa; Chordata; Mammalia; Artiodactyla; Delphinidae. The transcript has 3 exons. Bases 1 to 1446 code for a protein of 481 amino acids. The record is from RefSeq and is a predicted model, not a curated record. Gene Ontology annotation, biological process: hyaluronan catabolic process; carbohydrate metabolic process. Gene Ontology annotation, molecular function: hyalurononglucosaminidase activity.
AUGAAACCAUUAUCUGAAGGACAACUAAGGUUUUGUGUUGUUCAACCAAUACAUCUCACAUCAUGGCUGCCCAUAUUUUUCAUUCUGAAGUCUAUCUCUUCCCUAAAACCUGCCCAACUUCCAAUUUAUCAAAGGAAACCUUUUAUAGCUGCCUGGAAUGCUCCAACAGAUCAGUGCUUGAUAAAAUAUAAUUUAAGACUAAAUUUGAAAAUGUUUCAGGUGAUUGGAAGUCCACUGGCCAGGGCCAGGGGGCAAAAUGUCACUAUAUUUUAUGUCAACAGACUGGGAUACUAUCCAUGGUAUACAUCCCAGGGAGUUCCCAUUAAUGGGGGUCUCCCCCAGAACAUAAGUUUGCAGGUACAUCUGGAAAAAGCUGACCAAGAUAUUAAUUAUUACAUCCCUUCUGAAGAUUUCAGUGGACUUGCCGUUAUAGACUGGGAAUAUUGGCGACCCCAGUGGGCCAGGAACUGGAACACAAAAGAUGUCUACAGACAGAAAUCAAGAAAGCUUAUUUCUGAGAUGCAAGAGAAUGUAUCAGCUGCUGAUAUUGAAUAUUUAGCCAAAGCUACCUUUGAAGAACGUGCAAAAGCUUUUAUGAAGGAAACCAUCGAACUGGGAAUUAAGAGCAGACCCAAGGGCCUUUGGGGUUACUAUUUAUAUCCUGAUUGCCACAAUUAUAAUGUUUAUGCCCCAAACUAUACUGGGUCAUGCCCAGAAGAAGAAGUUUUGAGGAACAAUGAGCUCUCUUGGCUCUGGAACAGCAGUGCUGCUUUAUAUCCUUCUAUCGGUGUCAGGAAAUCUCUUGGAGACAGCAAAAACAUUUUGCGUUUCUCGCAAUUUCGGGUGCAUGAAUCCUUGAGGAUCUCCACCAUGACAUCCCAUGAUUAUGCUCUGCCUGUGUUCGUCUACACAAGGUUAGGCUACACAGACCAACCUUUAUUUUUUCUUUCUAAGCAAGAUCUAAUCAGUACUAUUGGAGAAAGUGCUGCCUUGGGAGCUGCAGGCAUCGUUAUCUGGGGAGACAUGAAUUUGACUUCAUCUGAGGGCAACUGUACAAAGGUGAAGCAGUUUGUGAGUUCUGAUUUAGGGAGCUACAUAGUCAACGUGACCAGAGCCGCUGAGGUGUGCAGCUCUCAUCUCUGCAGGAAUAAUGGGAGAUGCGUAAGGAAGGUGUGGAAAACGCCCGAUUACCUUCACUUGAACCCUGCAAGUUACCACAUAGAGGCCUCCGAGGAUGGAGAAUUUACUGUGAAAGGCAAAGCAUCUGAUACAGACCUGGCGGUGCUGGCGAAGAGAUUCUCCUGUCAUUGUUAUCAGGGAUACGAAGGGGCUGAUUGCAGAGAAAUGAGGAUGGCUGACGGCUGCUCUGCGGUUUCCUCUUUUUCUGGCUUCCUAAUCACAUUGUGUCUGCUGGUUUCCGCAGGUUAUCAGAGCAUUCAGUUGUGA